GGAGUGGGACCAAAAAGGGAAGUACGAGAGAGAGGCUGCGGGAACAUCACCGUGCUGCAAUUAAGGUGAUUCGUAGGAUGCAGUACUUUGUGGCAAAGAAAAAGUUUCAGCAAGCUAGAAAGCCCUAUGAUGUCCGAGAUGUUAUUGAGCAGUAUUCUCAGGGUCACCUCAACCUGAUGGUGCGAAUCAAGGAGUUACAGAGGAGGUUGGACCAGUCCAUAGGGAAGCCAUCUCUUUUUAUCUCUGUCUCAGAGAAAAGCAAAGAUCGAGGAAAUAACACGAUUGGUGCCAGGCUGAACAGAGUGGAGGACAAG
Pipra filicauda (Wire-tailed manakin) is the source of this 314-nucleotide messenger RNA. Its product is annotated as potassium voltage-gated channel subfamily KQT member 1-like. Gene Ontology annotation, biological process: potassium ion transport. Gene Ontology annotation, molecular function: voltage-gated potassium channel activity. The annotation marks the transcript as partial. The transcript is spliced from 5 exons. Lineage: Eukaryota; Metazoa; Chordata; Aves; Passeriformes; Pipridae. The record is from RefSeq and is a predicted model, not a curated record. Gene Ontology annotation, cellular component: membrane; voltage-gated potassium channel complex.